AUGCCUCCCGCGUUGGCUGUCCGCUUAACCUGCCAGGCCUGCACGCGCCGCAAAGUAAAAUGUGACAAGAAGAGCCCUUGCACCAACUGUCUAAAGCAUGGGAUUACAUGUGUGGUGGUUGAGAGGCCGCGGUGGCCACGCGGCCGGUCCGGAAACCAGGCAAUAAGCCGAGAGCAAGAUCUGAGCGAUCGUGUAGCGAAGCUAGAGCAGUUGAUAGAGGGCCUUAGCCACUCCAAGAGAGGAACGGGAAAUGGGUCCAGCAGCGGUGGCGAGAAUACGAUACCUAGCAGCGGACGAUCGCCAAAAUCACCGUCAGAAAGGGCGCAGACAACCGAAGACUUGUUUCAUUUGCAGCCGUCGGUGAUCCGACAAUCGGCCGACAGCCGAGAACGGCACCCAGAGAAUCACCCCGAGCUACCUUCGGAACCAGUGCGUCGGAGGAUACUCGUCGACAUCUUUCUUCGUCAGGUCGACCCGAUUUUGAAGGUCUUGCACCGGCCGUCUCUGUGUGCCUAUCUCCUGGAGGGAAAGCCCUACCUGGACUAUGCUCCGGAGCAUCCGGUCCCUGCGGCUCUGGCCUCUGCCGUGUUCUAUAUGGCCAGCUCAAGCUUGGCUGAAGAUCAAUGUCUCGCUCUGCUUGCCGAGAGGAAAGAGACGGUCCUGGCAAGAUACAACGAUGAAACCAUGACAGCCCUCGCUAGGGUCGACUUUCUGGUUACGAAUCAUUUGACUGUAUUGCAGGCAUUUGUCCUGUCUUUGGUCAGUGCAUGGCUGCGGCGGGGAGACUGCAAGAUUAGCUAA
This is a messenger RNA of Aspergillus fumigatus Af293, 801 nucleotides long. RefSeq names its product putative C6 transcription factor. The record is from RefSeq and is a predicted model, not a curated record. Gene Ontology annotation, molecular function: DNA-binding transcription factor activity, RNA polymerase II-specific; zinc ion binding. Lineage: Eukaryota; Fungi; Ascomycota; Eurotiomycetes; Eurotiales; Aspergillaceae. Gene Ontology annotation, biological process: regulation of DNA-templated transcription.